Beauveria bassiana ARSEF 2860 is the source of this 3681-nucleotide messenger RNA. RefSeq names its product PHD-finger domain-containing protein. The record is from RefSeq and is a predicted model, not a curated record. Lineage: Eukaryota; Fungi; Ascomycota; Sordariomycetes; Hypocreales; Cordycipitaceae. Gene Ontology annotation, cellular component: Rpd3S complex. The transcript is spliced from 6 exons. Bases 1 to 3681 code for a protein of 1226 amino acids. Gene Ontology annotation, biological process: regulation of transcription by RNA polymerase II.
AUGUCGUCGAGCACGAGAGCCACGCGCUCGCGCUUCUCCAGUCCUGCGCACCAAGGCGUCGCGACCCUGGGGGCGAGCUCGCCACUCGAAGUUUCGAGGAGCUCCGGCAACGACACAUCGCGGUCCUUUAUGCAGCGAUGGUUAGAGCCCUCUAUUCAGAAUAGGGCUAGCUACGAGGAGGCCGGACUGAUGCGUUCGGGUGUGCUCGAGGGCAUGGCGCCGCUCGGAGUGCCGCCCAAGCCCAAGCAGCUGGAGAGCAGCAAUGGCAACGGCACCGGCAGCGCGCACGGCGUGCGAAGGGUCAUACUUAGAACAGGAGGCGCGUCCAAGGAUAGAAAUGGCGCCAGCAGCAGCACCGAGAGCAAUGGUGAUAAAAGCACGGCGACUGCCUUGUCGGGCAGUGUCGUGGCGGGCACAAAACGCGCGGCAUCGCCGGGAAGCCGUCCGACGGCUGUCUCGUCUCGCCGGUCGCUGCCGGCUAAGGGUGUCUCUAAGAAAAAUGACGACGACGACGACGACGACUACAAUCCCGGUGGAAAUCGGCGCAAGAAGUCUGCUCGACGGUCUCAAGCGCCCUCAUCCAAGACUCAGGAGAUCCAAGACGCUGAGGCGGGCCAGGCGGCCCCAGCGCUCUCGCCAGCAAAAUUCAUUGACGCGGCAGACGAAACAGGCCUCAAGCUCUAUCCUACGGCAUGGGCUCUCAGGACCCUGUACGACGAAAAGUCUGAAGAUCCCGAGUUUGACUCGAUGGUGACGGACGUUUUACAGCAAACUGCAGAUGAUGACACGCUGGAUGAAUUCUCCAAGCACAUUGGGGAGAAGAAGCGCGAAGGGAGGACAGACAACGGAGAUUGCUACUAUUUUGCACCGCCCUCUACCGCGACAAAUCGCCGCAUCGAAGCGCAAAAGACGAGGAAGCCCACGGAUGCGCAUCACGGUGAGCUGGUGGGAGACAGCGAGGACGAGGAGGAAAUUGAGGAGCCGGAGGAGCUACAGUCGCCAGCCGCCGAUGCUGAGGCGGGUGGCGUGGGAGAGGCGGAUGAGGGCGAGAAACGAGCUGCCAAGAAGGCGAAAACGUCACACCCAUCUUCCGCCAGCACCGCAGGCAGGAGGCUGGGGCUCGGUGACGAAGACGAGGGAGAGCGCAGUCACGGUCAGCAAAGCGCGGCAGCUGCCACAACCACAGCCACAACUACGACUACAACCACGGCAACGGCAACGGCAGACGGAGACGCAGAUACGCCAUUGCGCAAACGCCGACGACGCAACUCGGGAUCCAGCGACUCGUCACUAUCGUCGGCCAUGACGCUGCCGUCACCUGAAAUGCGCAACAAAGUUGGCGCAGCCACUAUUGGUGCGAUUGGUGGUGGUGGUGGUGGUGGUGGUGGUGGCAGUAGGGGGGCCACUUCUGGAACGGCAACUGGAACCGCGACUGGAGCCAGCACCAGCACCAGCACCAGCACCAGCAAGCCCCGGUCCCAAAAGCCCAGCAAACCGAAGCAAGCUCAAACCAAGCUCACCUCCAGCACAAUUACAGCCACCAGCGCCCGCGAUCAAUUCUCGUUGCGACCGGUCAACACCGUGCGACCAAGGCCCUCCACCAUCGCUGCGCUCCAACCGUACGAAUCCAUCACCGCCUCAUCCGAGCUCAACUCUCCUCCAGCCUCACCUACCGCCCACAUCCACUCAUCCAGGACGCGGCAAGCGAGCAUGCCCGGUCGGCUGACCGCUUACUCGAAUUCGUCUCCUCAUCCGCCCAAGGCCAAGAGCAAGUCACGGGCACCUGCGGCGGACUCUGAUGCACCCAUGCAGCAGAACCAAGCCGCCGUCCAGCGCGACGGGUCCAAUGAGGACCUUGACGCCGUCUGGACGAGGCGCCGCGACGCUCAGCACGUCACAAACAACUACACAGCCGCCGAGAGCGCGGUGCGCGGCUCUAGCCAGCGGCGCGAUACCACACCCGUCAGUAAGACGAUACGGUCUCGCCGCUCCCUCGCCAACCCGCCACCCACGACCCGAACUACGCGCUCGGCCACGAAGCGCCCCAAUGACCAGCCCGACGAGACAGUGUCGCCGAUCCCCUUAUCACUCACUGGUGACGAAACCUCGACGGUAGGAGGAUCCCGCGCCGUCACACCGACGGCUCAGCGCCAGGCGAAGCGACCCAAGGGUCUGCGCGUCAAGUCUUCGCCAGUCAAAAAGAGCGGCGGGCCUGCGGGAGGACUUCCGAGACUGGCGAGCGAAAGUCAGUCUUCAUUUAGAGCUGGCACGCCCAAGGAUCCGGCGACGGACAACGAUGAAUUCUGCUCAGCCUGUGGCAACGCGGGCGAUGUGCUUUGCUGCGACGGCUGCCCUAGGUCGUUCCACUUUGAGUGUGUCAAUCUUGCCCAGUCAGAGGAUCUGCCCGACGAUUGGUACUGCAACGAAUGCAUUGUACGCCGAUUUCCCUCGCGUGUCCCCAUACACAAGGGCGCCUUUGCUUCGGCCCUGAACAAUCUGGAAAAGAGCAUACCUCGUGCCUUUAGCCUGCCCAAGCGCAUCCAAAACCGCUUUGAGGGCGUCAAGGCUGGGCCCGAUGGUGACUAUGAAGAGGUGGCGAGCAAAACAGCCAAGCCUCGCCGCCACUACAGGAGAAGGACAGGCUACGACGAGAUGCCCGAUCUGUUCAAGCAGCGAGACGAGAAUCAGCCGGUGCUGUGUCACGCGUGCCAAAAGCCAUCCAACGAUGUGAGGGCCAUUAUUCCCUGCAGCGUGUGCCCGUUUUAUUGGCAUCUCGACUGCCUGGACCCCCCUUUGGCUGUGCCUCCCGUCCUCAAGACAUGGCGGUGCCCGACUCACGUGGACGACGUUCUGGCCGAUGCGCCUCGACUCGCGCCAGCCCACAAGUUUCGCAAGGUCAAGAACGCGCAGCCCAUCACAACCAUCUUUACCAGGGGCAUCAAAAAUAACGGCCACAUUGAGAUUGAUUGGACCGACGAGCCGGAGCUGCUCAAGGAUGCCGGCUGGCCUGAUCCUCUCUCUUUCGGCCGCACCUACAAGGUGUCUGCUAAAGGCGUCAUUCUCGACUUUAUCGAGCAGCUCCGUAAACAAGGCGCAGGCUACGGCGCGCGUCAACAUGAGCAGAAAUGGGUGCCUUACCCGUCCCCCGCGCCGCAGCAGGGUGACAACCCCCCCGGUCCGCUGCUAGGAUCGACGCUGGGCCGCACUGUUGAUGAGAUGCAGGCGUCCCUCAACCUUAUCGGGCUCAGGCAGCGGCCGUCGGAUGGCAUCGACCAGCUGACGUCGGCGCUGCUGUCGAGUGCCGACGAAAACGUGCUUCACCUCAUGGCGCGCGGCAACGCCGACAACUUUGCUCUCGGCCAGCUCACCGACAGCGACAAGCUCAGUCUGCGCGCCAUGCUCGCUCAGAUGGACGCUAUGAGCAGCCGUAUACGGCAAGUCCUCGGUGAUACCAAACCGCCGCCACAACAGCAUAUAUCCAGCAUGCCGACGCCCGAUCCCACUGCGGCGGCAACGCCGCCGGCACCGUCGGCAGAUCAUGACCACGCCAUCGCCCCUUGCAGCAGCAGCCCCAUUGCGCCCAAAGAGGAAGAGGACACGGCCAUGGCCAUGACGACCAUGGCGAUGUUGUCGGAGCCCACGCCGCCGCUUACAGUGGAGGGCAACAUGGACCUCGAUUAG